Iphiclides podalirius (scarce swallowtail) is the source of this 312-nucleotide messenger RNA. Lineage: Eukaryota; Metazoa; Arthropoda; Insecta; Lepidoptera; Papilionidae. The record is from the annotation of a GenBank genome assembly.
AUGCUCGAGCAAUUUGACAACGGCACUUUUGAUGUUCAAGUGUGCCUUUUUGGCCGAAUUAUCAAUAUUGGAGAUACGGAGAGGUAUCCUAUGAUCGCGCGCCGGUGGGUCAUAACGCCGCAGCUGAAAUUACACCGGACACACGCGAUCAUUAAACGUGUAUAUCUGUUAAUAAUAAUUGCGAUUGUCCGCUCGUACGUGCGCGGGGGAGUUAUGGCGCAGUUGCCGGGCGAAGCUCCUCCCCCUCCUACUCCGAUACUGCCCCCCCCCCCCCCCCCCCCCCAAGCCUCUCGGUUGCUCCGCGUAGCGUCU